AUGGUUUACAACAUUGCGCCGCAGGCCCCGCCGCAUUCACCCUAUGACACGGCCUCACAUUAUCAACCGCGGCACUCUGCGGCCAUUGAAGUAUUGGCGACACAAUUUGGGGUCCCACAGUACUACCCAACGGACGAGUCGCCCGCCCCGGAAUCUGCUCAUUACUUAACCACACAAGUCCAACACACUCCGUAUUCACAGUCUCCUUCUGCCGCUCGUCCACAUAUCGUGACUUCAUUCUCGGAGACUAUGGCUGGUUUUAACGCCCCAGUUGCGCCGGAGUCGCUUAACACGUCGGAACGGCCCAGAGAGCCUUCCUCGGGCCUAGAAGAUGCGUAUAACCAGUACCAGCAAGCCUUGCGACAAACAUUUGAAAACAUUCGUAUUGGGCGAUUGAUCCCUGCAAGUCGAUCUCUCGUUGAAAUGUCGGAAUGGCUACUAGGAAAUGCUGUGGACCUUGGCCUUGUUCGCGAUGAAGAGCACUUGCACACUGACCGGAUUAAAUUGUGGGAUGAGUUCAACACUUGCUGGCUAGCACUCUGUCAAAAACAAAAGGAUACUACACAAUCGAUGUUCGACUCCGGAGCUCCAACACAGGAGAUGUUAACGGAAGAAAUUCUUAGCAAAAUGGGAAGAGAUCUGGUCCGGUUAUGCGAUAGAAUCGAGCAGUAUGGAUUAGUCGAUUAUCAAAUGGGUGUAUGGGAAGAGGAGAUUUUGAGUGUCAUUAGUCAAUGUCUUGACCUUUUAGAAGAAUACGAAGAGACAACUUCGACCACUCGUAGCCAACUUGGCGCUGCCGGUCGUUAA
Molecule: messenger RNA, 807 nt
Organism: Uncinocarpus reesii 1704
Lineage: Eukaryota; Fungi; Ascomycota; Eurotiomycetes; Onygenales; Onygenaceae
Exons: 3
Coding region: 1-807 (268 amino acids)
Source: RefSeq, a predicted model, not a curated record